Molecule: messenger RNA, 9255 nt
Organism: Calliphora vicina (urban bluebottle blowfly)
Lineage: Eukaryota; Metazoa; Arthropoda; Insecta; Diptera; Calliphoridae
Exons: 6
Coding region: 2201-6421 (1406 amino acids)
Biological process (GO): nuclear polyadenylation-dependent snRNA catabolic process; nuclear polyadenylation-dependent CUT catabolic process; nuclear mRNA surveillance of mRNA 3'-end processing
Cellular component (GO): TRAMP complex
Molecular function (GO): RNA binding
Source: RefSeq, a predicted model, not a curated record
AUGAUCAUUAAACAACGUGUUCUACGGAAAGAAAUUUGUUGAAAAAAAUGCAAUAAUUUGUGUUAAAGAAAAAAAAUUUCGAAAUUAAAACAAAAUAGAAUUUUUAAAAAAAUAAACUAAAAAAAAAUUAAUUUUUUAAUAAUUAAAAAAAAUAUAUAUAAAUAAAUAAAACUUUGCUAGACUUAAAGCACGCGCGUAAUUGAAAAUCAUCGUCAUUAACGUUAGUUAAUAAAACAACAACAACAUAAAUAUUGUUAUUAACUUAAGCAUCAUUUUAAAAUACAACAAAAAUAACCAAAAAUAUUAUCAAACAAUAAUAACAACAAAAACCAACAAACGAACAACACGAAUAACCGUGUGCAUUCCUGUUUUAAUACAACUGAAUGCAUUUUUAGGGUACAAUAUCGAAUCGACUUGAACUAAAAUACUUAUUGAACCGCAAGUUGUUGUAUUUUUUUUUUUUUUUUAUUUUGAAACUGUGGCGCAGUUUGCAACUGAAAUCUAAGCAUAUCAAAAAACCAACAAUAACCGCAGCGAAAAAUUCAAACUAACAACAACAGCAGUAACAUUUUAAAGUACUUCUUAAUUUCAAAGAAAAGCGAAAAUACAAAAACAAAAAUUACAACAAUAUUAUUAUAAAAUAACAAAAACAAAACAAAAAAAUCAAAACUUUUGCAAAAUUGAAGAAAUAAAUAAAAAAAAAACUAAACAAUUUCUGUGUUCAUAUUGUAGUCGCUGUCGUUGUCGUCGCGUGUUUAUGCCUUUUGUUUUGAAAUUUAUAAAAAAAAAUUGUUUCUUUCUGUGUUGUUUGAAUUUUAUUUGUUUAAAAUUUAUUUUUUUUAAAGUUGAAUUUCAUUUGUUCGUGUGUGCAACGAUUCUGCAAGAUUAACAACUUGUAGCUGAAAUUUUUUUUAAAAACUAAAACUAAAAAUAACAAAAAAAAUAUUCACUAAUUUUUUUAGUUUUUGUGAUUUAUUGCAAAAAUAUUUAAAUACUUUUCAUAUGAAAUUUUUUAUUAAAUGUUGUGUGUUUUAUUAUGAUUAAUUCCUUGUUCAUAUUCCUGGUUUCUUAAGUUUUUUUGUUCAAAAUUUUAAGUGUAAAUGUUUAAGUAAGUGAUUAAUUCAAUUAAUAUGUUGCUUUUUUGUUUGUGUUCAAAGAAAUUGUAAAUAAACUGUUUCCAGUUAAUUGGAUAUAAUUCGUGUUAAAUUGUGAAUCUGAAAUUCCAUUAUACGUCGAUCUAGUAAACUACAGAUUUGGAAGUGUUACUGGGGAAAUUGCAAUAUCUUACAACAUUCUUCGUAAAAUAUUAAAAAUAACAAUUUAUUGAAAAAGUUAAAUAACGACUAAUUGAAUGAAUGAAUCCUGGUCAGUGAGACAAUAAAACUUUAAAAUAUUUCACAACAAUUUGUCAGUCAUCAUUGUCAAUCAGCGGAGUGACAGCGCAGUCAACAGUGGUCGUUUAAAACUCCCUUAACUAAACACUGAAGAAAAAUCAACAUGUAAUUGAUUAAACGAAUUAAAACCAGCAAUAAAAACCAAUAAUAAAUAAAUAACUUCUGCACUUUUUAUUAAAAUAAAUAACAAAUUGUUGUUGUCUCAAAAGAAACAUAACAACAGACAACAGUUAAUUAAAACAACAACAACAGUAAUGAAAUUCAUUAUACUACUACUACUACUGCUAUAAACAAAAGUAAUAACAACAACUAAUAUUCAUCAUCAUCAUAAUAAUUAACCGCAAAACGAAGACGAAGAAGAAGCUAAACAAGAGAGAGUAUAAAAAUUAAAACAAGGAGUAACACUUUCAAAUAAUAACAACGAAAAAAGUAAACAAAAAUAAAAAAACUCACUCACAUUUGUCAUUUGUCACUCUAACACUGCAGUAACAAAACAAAACAAACGACGACAACCGAGCAACUACCAGCGACAGAGUCUUCCAUUUUGGCUGCCGUUAUAAUGUUAAAUAAUUUUUAAUAAUUACAGCAAUUAUUAAUAAUAAUUAACAACGACAAUAACACCAACAACAACAUCUACCUAAUGAUAUUUGUUUAACAUACAAGUUGUUCUUGUUUUUUGUAUGUUUUGAUAUUCAUUUGCUAAAAUUUUUUUUGAACACAAAAUUUGCUUUUAGGCAAAUUUGUUUGUAAAAAAAAACUAUUAAGAUUUCUUUAACCAACCAUACUGUGAUAUCAAAAACCAAAAGAUGAAGUCGUUGGCCUUAAACUUGUUAAAAUCAUUACUUCUUGUACUAUUUGGCGCGGUGUUGGCAGCCACUAGCAGCAGCUCAUCUUCAGCGGCAGCUUCAUUGGCAAACACAUCUUCAGCCAAAACAUUAAUUUCCGUGGCGAAUAGAGCACUGCCAACAACAACACCAAUACCACCAUCAUUACAAGCGCCACCACACUUACAAUUAAGACGUCAUACUUUACCUGCCACAGCAGCAACAUCAAAGCCCCACACAAUAACAACAACAACAACGGCAGCAAUACGGAUGGCAAGCGCGAGCAGUAGUAGUAGGCCACGUUUGCUGUUGGCAAGGCACGCGGCCAAACAAAUUGCAACAACAGCAACAACAAAAGCCACAACACCAACCUCAACAAUUAUGACCAACUCGAAAAGAAAACCCAUCAUAACCGAAACCUCUACAUUAGACUUAACAAGACUAGUGCGGCAUAUUGAUGCCACAACAUCAACACAAUCGACACCAGUGUCACUGAAGAAUGGUGGUGGUGCAGGAGUACGACAACAACGUAGUUUUCAUAGCAAUGGAGCCCAACCUUAUGAAGACACUGAAACGAAACUUAAAUACAAGACUCUAGAACGACGACAAUAUACACGUUCCUAUAGCCCCACGACAACGACAACCACUGCAACAUCUACAACAGGAAAACCACAACACUUGGGUGCCAUGAGACAAAGAACAGCAUCACAGCAUUCAUUGAAUGAUGGCUCCAAUACACCUCGUCAAUCGAAGCAAUCGUCAUUACCGUUACUUGACGAUGGUCUCAAGACAAUAACAACAACAACAACAUCAAGAGCAGCAGCAUCAUCUACCUUAGAUGCUGCCACAUCCAGCAACCAUGGCAACAAAAAACUGACAAUUCUGCACAAUCAGCAGACACCAAAAACACCUCGCAUGAUACAACGUCUAGUUGCUGGUCAUAUACAAAAUGCCGAAGGACGCUCCACCUAUCAAGUCUCGGCCGUAACAACCAAUAGCACUAUUACAAAUUCAACAUCGGCAAAAAUAUCCCCUGCAAAUUAUUUGCCACGUAGACCUGCAGUCUUAAGCAGCAGUUAUAGAAAUACACAAUUAAAUGCCAACAUAAGAGUAGCAUCGACCACACCUUCCACUACAACGACAACAACAUCAUCUAAAGCCAGCGAAUCUUUAAUUGACUCCAAUCAUGAUGUUGACUAUCACGAUGAUGAUGAAGCACUCUUAGACGAUCCGGGAGAUUUUGAUAAUUGGGAUAAUGGUAUAUUGAGAUUAAGUGCGGGUUCUGGCAAGGAAAAUAAACUAAAAAAGACGAAAGAGGAUUCAAAGAAAACUUUGUCAGAUCAAGUAAGAGAUGGUAAAUAUGGCUUGAUAGAAAAGGAAUUAUUUAGGAGAACACCCAAAAGACCGGGAGUUUUAAGCUAUUUGCCCAACAAAGAAGUGCCUGAAGAUAAUGAACGUAAUUUUGGUGGUUUGAAUGAGGAAGACAUAUGGUUGGCCGAGGAUCAUUUGUUGGUCAUAAAGGGUGGCAGUCUUAAUGAAGAUAAUCCCGAAGAGCCCUGGCCGGCUAUAGAUGAUUAUAAUGCGGCUGGUAGGCAAAUUAAAAUUCCGAGUAAUCCCAAAGUUCCGCCACCCUUUCCUGUCCAGCUCGAAGAAAACGGCCCCGUACAGCUUAUCGGAAAUAAUAAACUCACGAUCGUCUAUCCGCUCACUAACGAAUCGCUACCAGUUUAUACCAUCGGCACGCAAGCCCACAACACGGCAGCCACGGAUGACGGUGACGACGAGAAAAAUCUUAUUACCCGGCCGGGAAAGGCUAAGAAUGCUAAAGAGAACCAACCGGGUUACAACUACCCGUCGCCCUCGCUACCGUGGCUUUACAACAACCAAACGCUUACGAAUAAAGCAUUAAGUGAUGGUAAUGCUGAUAAUAAACCUGUUAAUUUCCCCGUAUUGGGGCCCUUCCUCUAUGGUCGUAAUGGUUCUUUGGACAAUAUUAAUGGCACCGAGGAGUUUGAUGAAGAUGAUCCCUCUCUAUAUUAUCCACCACCCUAUUCUUUUGUUUACAAAAGUAAUUAUUCAAAUCGUGUGCCGCCAGGACCUUUAGUGCCGGGCAUUGUAGUGCCACCACCUCCUGAACAUUUUAGCAAAUUGGAAAAGCAAGAGAAGGAAAGAAGACCUUGGUACUCAAGUACUCAGGUUCCACCAUUAAGAUAUAGAGUUUAUAGUACCACAACUUCAACUCCUGCCACUACCACGACAACUACAACAACUACCACCACUACUGAGCAACCCUACAGACCAGUGGUUACCAAAAUAUCGGAAUAUACUCCAAAGAUUAUUAAUAUUGUUAACCCAGCACCCAGACCUGUAUACUCUCCCACACAAUCUCCCAGAUUUUCCAUUACUCCCUCUAAUAAAAUUCCUUCCAGAAAUAUUGAACCUGUACCGGUACCUGUGGCAGUUCCAAUUCCCAUAUAUCCCGUGAAUUCCAAUGCAAGACCAAAUAUUGUUUCCUUUGUACCCACCACACAGGAACCCAAUGUUGAAACUCUCUCCAAGGCAAAUCCUAUUUACUAUGAAUACUUCGAGGCUAAACGUCAGCAGGGGGGUGCAAAUGCCAUCGAUGAUUAUGUAUCGACGACAUCAAAACCAUUAUCAUCUUCUAAACCCAUUAAAUUGUACGCCACCAGCAAAAGACCUUUUAAAUCACAAGGCCAUCAUCGCCAUUAUUUACAGCCAGGGCCACCUAAUCAUCGCUAUGUGGACGAAAGUGUGGUGAGUAUUACUCCCAAGCCGGAGAUACGCUAUAAACCUAGACCCGUAUUUAAACAAAGACCUUUGCAAAACUUUGAGCAGGAAGUCAAUGCCAUACGGGAAACAUUAAGAUACUAUCAAAAUCAGGAAUUACGGGACAAUAAUAUACCUAGAACACCAAAGGCUAAACCGGUGUUUGAUUAUAACUAUGAGGGUUCCAAAACGGAGGAAGGAGAGACCAGAAAUCAAUUCCAACCUCCAGUGGAGUAUGAUGGAGAGCCUUUUAAACCCAUGGUUACUUACAGUCCAGCGGUAAAUGAUGAAAACGCCUUUAGAGCUGUAGGAGUUGAUAAAAUAGGAGCUGAUGAUGCCCAGCCCGAAGGUAGAGAAGAUUUUGCUGAAGCACCUAAAUAUCCCACCACAACACUACUACCGGUGCAGCCUCAGGGUCGCCCCAAGAAACUAAGAGUUGGUGCGAAAUAUUUGCAACAACCUCCCCACCAACAGGGUUAUUUAAAUGCUCCGCAAAGACAACAGACUUGGGUGGCAGUGAAUAAACAAGAAUUUAAUGAGUAUGUUCAAGCGGAAAGUCCACCACAACGAGAACGUUAUCAGGAACCUAUACAACAACACGUACCACUGUUAACAACACGUAACCGAGAAUAUCCAGGUUAUUAUUACGGACCAGGCAGACAAAAUAAUCGUUUUUAUGAGCAACCCUUUCAAAAUGUUCCCUCGCGUAAAAUAAUCAAUUACAGACCACAACAUCAAACGCAGCAGCAGCAACAGCCCCAACCGCCUCAGCAACAACAGCAAGUAUGGAGUUUAGAAAAUGAUACUUUGGUAAAUGAGCUGCCCAAUAGACCACCCAUUAAUCCAGAUGCCGAGUUUAUAGAUCCCUACUUAGUGGGACCUUCCAUCAAUAAUUACCCAUAUCAGCAACAGCAACAACAGCAGCAGCAACAACAACAAAGGUUAGCCUAUCAACAACAACAGCAGCUUCAACAGCAACAACAACAGCAGCAACCUCCACCACCCGUAUCACAUCAAUCCCAAUACUAUUCACGACCCCAUUUAGCUCAAAGAAUACCCGGACGACAAUUUCAACAGCAGCAACAACAGCAGCAGCAAAACCCUCCGCCACCACCGUUUUCUUUAAUUAACGAUGAAUUGGUUAACUAUAGACAGCCCUUGCCACCCAUUAAUCCCGACAGCGAAUGGAUAACACAUCCUCAGGUGAUACGCAAUCCACAACAACAGUUUUAUAGAUCAAACAACUUUCGGUUACCGCCCCCGCCACCCGCACCCAUUUCAAAUGUGGGUGGUGAAGCGGAGGUUUAUUAUUUAACACCGAAAUAUCGUCGUGCCAAUAAUCUCAGCAAUAAUCGCUAUCAACAGCAGCAGCAACAACAACAACAACAUUCCAAUAACAAUAAUAAUGGUAAAUAGGUUUGGUAGUUAUUUACAUCAGGUAAUUGUUAUACAAAGUGUUAUAUUAUGCAAGACAAAUUUAUAAAGUGAUGGGAAAUGGGAUACUAGCUCAGUUUCGUAAACAAAAUAAGUGUUAUACAAUGUGUUAUACUAUGGUAAUUUAUUUUAUUUGCUAACAGUCUCAAAAAGGCAACAAAAUCGUAUAAACUUGUAAAUUGGUAUAACUGUUAUACCAGCAAAUUGUUAUAUAAAUUGUUAUACUAAGACAUGUUGUUGUUUUGGAGUAUUAGCUAACAAAUCUAUAGUAUUUAAACCACUUACUAAACAACAGUUAUACAAACUGUUAUACUAAUUGUUUUCUUAUCAAUACUUAACAACUUCAAGGAAUCACAGUUGCAUUGCUAAAAACUGUUAUACUGCUAUAUUGGAAGCAACAGUUAAUGUUGUUUAUGCCAACAACUGUUAUACUAUUAUAUAAAGUGUUAUACUGCAACAUUUUCUAAAUUUUAUUAGCCAACAUAUAUAUUUAUUGUGUUUUAAAUAAGGGAAACUCAUUUGAGUAAACAAAAGAACUUUUAUACAAACUGUGAAAUGAAAUUAUUAAAUUUUAUAAGAAACUGUUAUAUUGUUUUUAUUUAAAGUAUAUUUUUUUAUAAUGAAAUAAACUUUUUGGUUGUAAUAGAAUUAAAACUGUUAUAAUUGAAGUCUUAAGGUUGGAUAUUUAAUAGAAGUUUUGCAAUCCAAAGAGAGUAACUUACAAACUGGUAUACUGUGACAAUUUUUCUUUCCAAACAUAGUUUUAAAUAUUAAAAUAUUAUACUAACUGUUGAAAAUGAUGAAAUUUAAAUUUUGUAUUGAAAUAAUUUUUAUGGAAACUGUUAUAUUUGUUUCUCUUUUAAAACUGUUGAAUGAAGAAUAAAACAUUUGGUUAAUAUGAAAUAAAAACUGUUAUAAUCCAUAUACUAACGUUUGAAAUUAGCUAAAAAACCAAUCUUACAAACUGUUAUACUCUGAAAAUUAGCUUAAUUCAAUAGAAAUUCAUAACUAAUAUGAUAUAUAUUGUGGUAGUUUGAUUUUAAAAAAACCAAAACUUUGGAAACAAAUUCCCAACAUACUGUUAUACUGUCAUAACCAUGCUUUGUAAGCUUUGCAUAACAGUACUGUGACAAUUUGCUUAAACUAAAUGAAAUGCCUUGAAUACAAACAAAAAGUUUGAAAAACAAAUUUCAAAUAAACUGCUAUACAGAGACCAUUUAAUUCGUAACAGAAAACUGUUAUAUUAAACUAUUAUACUUUAAAAAUUUGCUUAAUUCAAUACAAAUUCUAAACUAAUUUGAUAUAUUGUGGCAGUUUGACUUUAAAACUAACUAAAACUUGUAAAAACAACAAACUGUUAUACUGUCAUGUAUAUCAAAACUAUAAUACAAAUUGUAGAGGGUAAAAGUAUUUUAAAAACUUAAAAAAUGUUGUAUUAUAAAACAAUAUACAAACUAUUGUACUGGUACAACACUUUUAAUAUACAUGAAUGUCUUGCAAACUGUUAUAAUCUACAAAUUUGCUUAAUUGACUUUAAAUUAUGUCAUACUAAACUGAUAUAUUGUGGCAGUUUGCCUUUAAAACGAACUAAAACUUUGGAAUACAAAUUACAAUUAAACUGUUAUACUGUCAUGUAUGUCUUGAAUACAAACAAAAAGUUUGAAAAACAAAUUUCAAAUAAACUGCUAUACUGUGACCAUUUAAUUCGUAACCGAAAACUGUUAUAUUAAACUGUUAUACUCAAAAAAUUUGCAUAAUUCAAUACAAAUUCUAAACUAAUUUGAUAUAUUGUGACAGUUUGGCUUUAAAACUAAUUAAAACUUGUAAAAACAACAAACUGUUAUACUGUGACAAUUUGCUUAAUUUAAUUAAAAUGCUGUCAUACUAAACUAAUAUUAAAAACCAUAUUCCCUUGAAUACAAACAAAAACUUUUAAAAAUAAAUUUCAAAUAAACUGUUAUACUGUGACUAUUUUUCACUGUAAAAAUGUCUAAUAAAGUAACCAUUUAAAAAAAAAUAUUUCAUAAUAGAAAACUGCCUAGUACUCCAAAUUGUGUAUUAAAUGAAUGCAAACAAAUUAAUAUAAUAGUAUAACUGUUAUACACUACAAAGAUGAUAGCCUUAUUAACUACUUAUACUCUGACAAUUUGCUUAAUUCUAUUCAAAUCCUAUCAUACUGAUAUUGUGACAAUAAUAAAAAAUAAUUUCAAACAAACCGUUAUACUGUGACUAUUAGUGCUUUCUGAACUAUAAAGAAUGUCUUAUAAACUGUUAUACUUUUACCAUUACAUUGCUAUAAAGCUGUUAUACUAGAAUAACACCUGUAUUGAGUAGAAAAUUGCAGACUUGAAAAUGUUAACUAUCAAUAUAAACUGUUAUACUAGUAUACUACUUCUAUCAAUUUUCUACUAUUAUACAAAUUGUACUAGUAUUACACUUUUAUCAAAUGUAUAAAUAGCAAGCAAUUGCACACUUGUAAAAACUGGGUUAUCAAAACUGUUAUACUAUUAUAAAAUUUAUAAAAACUGUUAUAAUAUAAAACCAAUUACACAUGUAUAGCAAACAAUUUGACAUUUUAAAAAUCAUUGUAAUACAAACUGUUAUACUGGAUUGUUAUACUCUAAAAAGUAAAUAUUUGGUUUUUGUUUAACACUUUUCUAGAAAUAAAAAAAUAUUAAAAUUUUAUUGAGUAUGACUGAAUAUCCGGCAUAAAUUAUAAAUUAAUUUUUGUUUAUGAAACUGAUUCUUAAUCCCUUUUUUUAGAAAAACUUUAAAAUUUUAUGACACUUUACACUUUAAACAAAAAUAGAAAAUCA